Aplosporella prunicola CBS 121167 is the source of this 667-nucleotide messenger RNA. RefSeq lists its product as uncharacterized. Gene Ontology annotation, biological process: translation. The transcript has 4 exons. The coding region runs from base 20 to 376 and encodes 118 amino acids. Gene Ontology annotation, cellular component: mitochondrion; small ribosomal subunit; ribosome. NCBI's taxonomy places the organism in Eukaryota, Fungi, Ascomycota, Dothideomycetes, Botryosphaeriales, Aplosporellaceae. The record is from RefSeq and is a predicted model, not a curated record. Gene Ontology annotation, molecular function: RNA binding; structural constituent of ribosome.
GCAGACGGCAGACGACACCAUGGUUUUCAUCUUCAACGUCAACUUCCCGGGGCCCGCCCUGCUCAAGAAAUCGCUCGAGACCUUUUACGGCGUCGGUCCCGAUGUGUCGCGCCGGCUGAUGAGCCGCUUCCUGCUGCACGAGCGGACGAGAGUGGGCGCGGUUCCGCAAUCCACUAUCUUGGAGUUGAACGCCGAACUGUCCAGCAUGAAGCUCGAGAACGACCUUCGUCGCAGUAUCCAGGACAACAUCAAGCGUCUUAGGGACAUGGGCACGUACCGCGGUAGGCGGCACGCCAUGGGUCUGCCCGUCAGAGGACAGAAGACCAGGAACCAGAUCCAAACUGCGCGGAGGCUCAACAGGAUGGAGCGCAAGUAGCCGUCGGGUUUUUAAGCGUUCUAUUGUAUCAUAUCAAUAUCAGCUGGGGCAUAUGGGCGGCGCAAUGGCAAGGAAUGGAUUGAAUUGGCUUUAUUCUUGCUGCAAGUACGCUGUGCAGCCUAUACUGUUGGUAUGACCUUCAGUCUGAUCAAGACUUCAGUCCCAAAACAAUUGGCUGAUCUUGACUGAUCCUUGGCUGCUUGUGGAUGCCGCAGGCCAAGUCACGCGGCUGGCUUGUUCACCAGUACAAUCCAGUGCCAAACUCUUCACGCAGCCUACACGAGUUUCACC